Microbotryum saponariae is the source of this 5083-nucleotide messenger RNA. NCBI's taxonomy places the organism in Eukaryota, Fungi, Basidiomycota, Microbotryomycetes, Microbotryales, Microbotryaceae. The record is from the annotation of a GenBank genome assembly.
AUGGACCAAAUCGCCAACCUGUUUGCGACGUAUUCGUCCGCGUCCGAUGAGCCCCAUGACGGCGCCGAGGUCGAUCCGAUGCAAAGGACGAUACCCCUCGCGGUCCUACCCCAACUGAUCGAUACCUUCGAGGAACAACGUGGCACGGUCUUAUUGCAGGAGGAUGAGAAGGACAAGCUGAGGGCAUUCGCGGCGCAGAUGCCGGAGCAACGCGUCGGCGUCGACAUGCUCAUCUCGUUCAUCGCUGCUUCCGCCGCCAACGCUUCGACGACACCGGCAGACGAUGGCACGAACGACGGACACCACAGCGACAACGUUACUUCUGCGACCGAAGCCCAGCUCGAUUUGGACAGCGGUGACAAUGCACCUCGACCGAGCUCACCCACUUCGUCAGCCGUCGCCCUCGGUUUGCUCCAGCCGGAUCCGUUCGACUCGAUCGCCGAUGGCAGUCCUGCACCUCGACGCAGAGCCGAUUCGACCCGCACCCAGUCCGAUACCCCAUCACUGCCCAGCUCGCCCCUCAAUCGAUCCGUGAUCAAGAAGAAGCGCUCCUUCCUUGCUGGCAAACUGUCGUUCGGCGCCUCUCCCGCUCGCUCAUCGACUCCGAGUGGACUUGACGUCUCAAGAGCCUCGGCGGCAACGUUAACGGCGCAGCAGCAUGAUUUAGCCGAUUUGGUCGCGUCAAGAGGUGGGACAUACCUCGGUGUACCUCUCGAUGGAGCGGUUGGGUCGCUCGACGUCAGUGGCAAAGUCGAAUCGAUCCGGACGGCGAUUCGCUCACAGGCCAUCGUCAGUCAUGCUCCGUCCUAGUUGGAACUCAUCAGUUCGAGAUCAGUAGCUCAUUCAUGUCUCGUAUCACGCAGGGCCGGGACAAGGAGCUGGCAACAACAUUGUCCAGCUUGACCUGGCCGCAGAUCAGAGCGAUCGACCGAGCUUAUGAGAAAAAGUUCGGCGCCACCCUGCUGGACUACGUAUCGACCUCAAAAGGGCUCAAGGGGGAGCGUAAGUUCGGGCCUCGUUCCAAAGGACUCGAUUCGGAGCUGACCCUAGUUGGUGUCAACCGAACUUGCAGUCGAGUACGCCUUGCGAGGUUUGAUCAUGGGACCACUCAACUUUGACGUUCAUCUGCUCAGUCGGGCCCUGGAGGGUAGUACCACCAACACCGUCAGUUUGCAGCACAGCCUCAUGCUACCCUCGCACGCUUUGCUUAUGGCAUUCAUUAUGUAUCUCAGUCCCUGCUCAUCGAUCUACUAGUGGCUCGACCACCUUCGGAUGUCGCUUUGCUCCGAGCCGCGUACCGUUUUCGCUCUUCGGCCGCCAACGCGAUACCGGCGACAACGGCUUCGAUCGGAUCUCGACACAAGACGCUCGAUGCUGCGGUCUUGGCCUCGGCGACGUCCAACACCAAGCUCAAGAAGGCGUGGGAGAUCGUCCUCCAGGCCAAAUGGGAGGAUACCGACGAAGAGGGCAACAGCGUCCUUAGCCCCGAGCAACGCAAGGAACUGCUCAACAACGACCUCGACAUGCUCAAAGUCGGCUUGCGUAAGGGGGGCAAUAGCGAUUUCGUAACCAAGAUUAUUCUUGCGCGCUCACCGGCGCAUGUCCAUGCUCUGGCACUUGAGUACCGGAGUCAUCCCCAGUCGUUGUCGCAGUCGAUCAAGCAGGUUUACUCAACGGCUGCACCUGCCCUCGCAAAGCUCCUGCUUCACGCCGUUGAGAAUGGCAAGAACGAUGAUGAAGGCCCAGGGGUGUGGCGCGAUGCAAAGUCGCUCGAAGCGGCGAUCAAGGGGCCCGGCGCAAGGAACGACAUGUUCGCCUGGCGCCUCGUUCGACUGCAUUGGAAUCGACCGAGAUUUGCGCUCGUGCAAAAGGCGUACACCAAGAAGUACAAGAAGCCCUUGCUAGAACGUGUGCUCGCCGAGACGACGCCGGCUUCGGCGUUCCGAGAUGCCGUCCGAGGCGUCAUCAAUUCUGCCUCGCUUGCUGAACCGGCGUUGACGGCUGAGGACGAGCGACGACUUGCGGCCCUGGCUUCGAAGCACAACUCGAAUUCGCUACCGGAGGACGUCAGCAAGGCUCUGGGAGGGGCCGAGUCAUCUGGUGCCAGCUCAUCUUCACCGACCGAACUGGAAGGCACUGGUGAGUUGUCGAAUCCGCCUUCCCCCCGUGCCAACUCGCCCGAAGCAGAGCGAAUCUUAAGUCCCGACGGAGCCUUGUCGCGCUCGUCCUCACCCACCGCCCCGCGCGGUUUCAAAAUCCCACCUUCGGCGUCCGAGCCUAUCCUGAGUCUGGUGGCAGAAGGCCACUCGACCUCUUCCCUUUCGUACAUUCAACGCACGACCCCACUCGAGCCCUUGGGACAUCGACCCGGUUCGUCUGCUCGAGGAAGCCUCGACAGCUCGACUAAUUCGGUCCGGCAUGCUCGACCCAUCGCUCCCUCGCGUCGUCGUCGGCCCAGUGAGGAUCUCAACAAGAGCACAUCGUCUUCAGGUUCUCUGGAAGCUAGGAGCCCUGAUGAAUCAGGUCUUCGAUCCGGAUCCUUGAGCCCCGCCUCCUUCGCUCGCAGUCCGACCCCGACGACGAUGUUGGAAGGAGCCUCCUUCGUCCGUUCGAGGAAUCGCAGCUCGACGCCAACGGAUGGGUCCGAACGACCUUCGAGUCGACGCUCCUCGACCACACCGAGCGAACGGCCUCUAUCCCCUUCGAUGACUUCCCCUCCCGUCUCGACGAUCGACACGACGAGCUACUACUCGGCUCCGAUCUCAUCGAUCAGGCACGAAGACGAGCACGAGCCCUCGGUCAUUUCCAUGCGCUUCUUCGGUGAAGCUCCGGGCAGUCCCGAGACGCCGAUUUCGUAUCGCAUGCAACGCGAUGCAUCAUCGGCCUCGUCUAGUUCGGGCCCCAGUCGUCCGGGAAGCAUCUUCCAAGUGGAAGGCAUGGGUUUGGGAGGUGAUUUCCAACUCGCGGAUUUGCACGACGCAUCACCUUUCACCGGUCGCAACGAUCCCGAGACGACGCAGGGCAUGUGGCGAUAUGCGACGGAGUGAGUCCCCAAACCCAGGUCUAGAGUUUGACGAGGCUGAUAUUCCCAACCUUCUGCUGUGACAGACUGAGCAAGAAGCAUAAAGAGUUGGAAGAUCGACUCUCGACGAGCGCCUCCUCGUACGAAGAACAAAUCAACGAGCUCGAAGGUCGCCUUGAAGAGAUGCGCGCCGAACUUGUCGCCAAACGACGUGAAGAGAAGGACCUGCGCUCAAACGAACGCCAGCACCUGCAGCAGAUCUCGGCGCUCGAAGGGGAAGUGGCCAAGAUGACCAAGGCGUUGGAGAAGGCGCGCGAGUCGUACGACUCGAUGAAACGCAAUUACCUCGAUCAGUGCGAAGAGGCGGAGAAGCUCAGGUCGCUCGUGGCUGAGACGCGAAGGGUGCGUUCAAGGGCAACUUCAGGUGUUGUCCCGUCUAACACACAGCUGACGACCAACUGAGCGUACACAGGAGAAUCGAGCGGCCGAGGAAGCGGCUCAUGCGCAAUCUUUGCAGGCCCAGCAACUCGAGCGAGAUCGCGAGAUCUUGCAAGGGGCCAUUUCGAGGCUCGAAGCGGACCUUAGGCUCGCCAGUCAAGCUCAGGACACCCUCGAUGCGCAGAAACAAGAGAACGUGAGUCGAUCAUUUCCAAGAAGCUACCAUGUGUUUUGGGCCCUGACCCUGAAGCUCCUGCUUUCCUCCUCAGCUCGUCUUGAAAGAGACGAUCGAUCGCUUACGCUUCGAUCUCGAAGAGAUGCAAUCUUCGAAUCGCAAGAGUGGAUUCCUCGAAGGAGGCAUGUCAGGCUCGCCCGAUCGCGGGGGCAUGAACUCGAUGAGUCGAAGUUUAGGCAAGGAGCUGGCGCGCAAUCUCGCGCAAGAAGCGAUGGCUGCAAGGAUAGAAGCAGAGGAGGAGAGUGGGGAGAGUGACGAGGCUGAGGAUAGCGAUGAGGUCAACGAGACGGUCGUGACGACUCAUCGAACGAUUGUGGGUCAGCUUCCUGAUCUGAAAAUCUCCAAGGUCUCUGGCACUGACGUACAAAGCUGGGCGUUCCUAUAGCACAAGAAGAAGACGAAGAAACGCAGUGGCACCUUGACGGGCCCCGGACCAUUUGUGCAACGCCUCCAGCAAUCGAUCGUUCUAGCCGAAAUCGAAACACAGACGGAUGUUCCGGAACUGCGAGCCAUGAACGUUCAGACCGACCUGUCGGGCGCUCAAGUUCGACUCGUCGCCGCACCCCUAAUUGACGAGGAGGUUUCGGUCACCCCGCCACCACGUGCCGCCUCUCCACCACUCACGGAUGGAGAAUUGCGUGCCAAAUUUGCGGAGGAGCUUGGAAUCGAUCUGCUCGACUUCGAUCGUGCGCUCGAAUCGACCAAGAAGGGCACGGUCACAACCUCCUCGCCUCGACAGGCCGUGACCCUGCUCGCGCGCGAACACUUUGGCCCAAGGCGAGCAGGGAGAUACUUGUCUCGCAUGGGUACCAAAGCUGCCACUCAAGCACCUCAGCUCUUCAUCAAUGUACGUGCUUCAGAACUAAUUUGACCUUGCUUCGCAACUUGACUGUGUUGUCAUUCUUUUCCACAACUCGCAGGUGUUCCCGGGCUUCGCCAAGCCUUACGUGGCCCAAAUUCUCGAGUCGUCCCUGACGUUCUGCCUCUACUCGGUUGCCGUCUUCCUCACGGGUUUCAUUGUGAGUUCAGAAACCGGUAAAAUGCGAGGAUUUAUGUUCCACUGAGCCUCAUGUCUGCUCGUGUGGAAUUGUAGAGCGGUACGCUGCUCACUCCGAUCAGCCAUCACCACUACUUCACGCCUUUCCAAGUCCAGUUUGGCGCCAGCGACGUCACGCACAACACGCUGUGGGGUGAGGGAAUGGUACUCGGGAGUAGUUCAGGAGGUCAUGCUAGUGAGGGGCUAGCGUUCUGGCUUGAACGGUCAGUUGCUUAUCGACAUGCGUGGUCUGAUGGGACUGCCGAACUUACUGACCAUGGUCGCAAAAUCCGUUCUCGCGAACAGCAUGGUCUGGAAUGGCGUUUCGAGCGUUCGUCGUGUACCAACUUGA